Messenger RNA from Eutrema salsugineum, 1430 nucleotides. Its product is annotated as shewanella-like protein phosphatase 2. The record is from RefSeq and is a predicted model, not a curated record. The coding region runs from base 24 to 1208 and encodes 394 amino acids. Gene Ontology annotation, molecular function: hydrolase activity. Lineage: Eukaryota; Viridiplantae; Streptophyta; Magnoliopsida; Brassicales; Brassicaceae. The transcript has a single exon.
UCGCUCGUCUCGUCAUCCAGGAAAUGUCAAGCAGAGAAAAUCCAAGCGGACUCUGCAAAAACAUUCCAAAUCUCAUCUCUUCCUUCGUCGACACCUUCGUUGAUUACUCCGUCUGCGGAAUCUUCUUACCACAGGACCCUACUCCACAGAAUGAGAUUCCGCAAACCAGGUUCGACAAACCCGAGCGCCUCGUCGCCAUCGGCGAUCUCCACGGCGAUCUCGACAAGUCCAAGGAAGCAUUCAGGAUCGCCGGAUUAAUCGAUUCGUCGGAUAAAUGGACGGGCGGAUCAACGAUGGUUGUUCAGGUGGGCGACGUCCUAGAUCGAGGCGGAGAGGAGCUAAAGAUACUCUAUUUCCUCGAGAAACUGAAGCGAGAGGCCGAAAAAUCGGGAGGUAAGAUUCUGACUAUGAACGGGAACCACGAGAUCAUGAAUGUAGAAGGUGACUUUAGGUAUGUCACUGAAAAGGGUUUAGAGGAAUUCCAAAUUUGGGCAGAUUGGUAUUGUUUAGGGAACAAGAUGAAGAGCUUAUGCCUAGGUCUAGAUAAACCCAAGGACCCUUACGAAGGGAUUCCAAUGAGCUUCCCUCGAGCUAGACCGGACUGUUUCGAAGGAAUGAGAGCUAGGAUUGCUGCACUGAGACCUGAAGGUCCGAUUGCAAAGAGGUUCUUGUCUAAGAAUCAGACAGUCGCUGUUGUUGGAGAUUCUUUGUUUGUUCAUGGAGGUCUUUUAGCUGAGCACAUAGAGUAUGGACUGGAGAGGAUAAACGAGGAGGUUACAUGUUGGAUUAACGGGUUAAGAGGAGGAAGAUAUGCGCCUGUGUAUUGUAGAGGAGGGAACUCUGUUGUUUGGUUGAGGAAAUUCUCGGAUGAGAUGGCUCACAAAUGCGACUGUUCAGCUCUUGAGCAUGCUCUUUCCACCAUUCCUGGUGUUAAGAGGAUGAUCAUGGGACACACGAUCCAAGAUGCUGGUAUCAACGGUGUUUGCGAUAAUAAAGCCAUUAGGAUUGAUGUGGGCAUGUCCAAGGGAUGUACCGAUGGAUUGCCUGAGGUUUUGGAAAUCCGCAAGGACUCUGGUGUGCGGAUAGUGACGUCGAAUCCAUUGUAUAAGGAGAAUCCGAUUUCUCUUUUAGCUCCUGACAGUAAAACGGGUCUCGGGUUGCUGGUACCAGCUGAGCAUGUUCCUAAGCAAGUUGAAGUCAAAGCUUAAAUACCUUUUUAGUGAACACUAGUUGAUAUUCUCUGUUUAGAUGAUUGAUGCCUUUUGGUAUGUCUAGCAUUGGCGGAUUCUUUGUAUGAAUAUCAGCCAGAUUCUUGUGCUCUUCUUGGAGCAUCAAUUGUGGUUUUAAAUUAUCAGAAAGUUAGACAAUGUUUGUAGCAAUAUAGUGAAUCAUUUGUUCAAACAUUAUAUCUGAUUCAAUACAUUUGUUAA